GGAAUGGAAGUAGUAACACCUUUUAUACAUACAUCAUCAUCAUCACGAUCAGGUUUGUUUUAUGUGUCGUGUUUCCACAACUCUCCCGCCAUCAACAGCAAAUGGAACUCCCAGUCAUAGAUCUCUCUCCCUACCUCGCCAUUUCCGGCGAGCCAGACCCACCGAUCUCCGCCCUUUGCGCCGACGUCAGCCGCAGCCUCAGGGAGACCGGAGCACUGCUCAUCAAGGACCCGCGAUGCACCGUCCAAGACAACGAUCGCUUCAUCGAUAUGAUGGAGAGGUACUUCUCAGCUCCUCAGGACUUCAAGCUUCUCCAUGAGAGACCCCAGUUGCAUUACCAGGUUGGGGUGACCCCAGAAAGAGUAGAAGUUCCAAGAAGCUUGGUUGAUGAAGAAAUGCAAGAGAAACUGAAAGCAAUGCCUAAAGAGCACCAGCCACAUGCUCCUGUUGGGGCUGAUCUCAAAUGGAGAUACUUUUGGAGAAUUGGUCCUAGGCCAUCAAACACCCGUUUUCAGGAACUCAAUGCAGAGCCGGUAAUACCUGAAGGUUUUCCUGAAUGGAAAGAAACAAUGGAUUCCUGGGGAUACAAAAUGGUAGCAGCGAUUGAAGUGGUUGCUGAAAUGGCAGCUAUUGGUUUUGGUCUGCCAAAGGAUGCAUUCACUUCUCUUAUGAAGCUGGGCCCCCAUCUCUUAGCUCCAACAGGGAGUGACCUUCAAAAAUAUGGUCAGGAGGGAACUGUUCUUGCAGGAUAUCACUAUGAUCUUAACUUCUUAACAAUUCAUGGUAGAAGUAGAUUUCCUGGUUUAAACAUCUGGUUAAGAAAUGGACAAAAGGUUGCAGUUAAAGUUCCAAUAGGGUGUCUUCUCAUUCAGACAGGAAAGCAGAUAGAGUGGUUAACCGGAGGGGACUGCAUAGCUGGCAUGCAUGAAGUAGUUGUCACAAACAGGACAAACGAUGCAAUCAGGGUAGCACAAGAACAAAAACGUAGCUUAUGGAGAGUCUCUUCAACGUUGUUUGCACACAUAGCAUCAGAUGCAGUUCUGAAGCCCUUGGGACAUUUCACAGAAUCUCCACUUGCAAGCACAUAUCCACCUCUAUGUGCAGGAGAAUAUGUUGAACAAGAGCUUGCUGUGAUCAAUCUCAAAGAAAAGAAAUGAGAAUUUCCAUGGUUGACUUCUGCAAUAAAAAAGUUUAUAAAAUUAUUCUUUCACUGGAUCACACAGCUUUACAAGUUAUUUGGAUAAAACCAUGGGGAGAAGAAACUGAAAAUUUUGGUUUCAUUUUUGUCCCUAGAAAAGGGAACAAUUUGAGCUUCCAUUUGGACA
Molecule: messenger RNA, 1325 nt
Organism: Lotus japonicus
Lineage: Eukaryota; Viridiplantae; Streptophyta; Magnoliopsida; Fabales; Fabaceae
Exons: 7
Coding region: 102-1157 (351 amino acids)
Source: RefSeq, a predicted model, not a curated record